Molecule: messenger RNA, 954 nt
Organism: Saccharomycopsis crataegensis
Lineage: Eukaryota; Fungi; Ascomycota; Saccharomycetes; Ascoideales; Saccharomycopsidaceae
Gene: CHS7
Product: Chs7p
Exons: 1
Coding region: 1-954 (317 amino acids)
Biological process (GO): protein folding
Cellular component (GO): endoplasmic reticulum membrane
Source: RefSeq, a predicted model, not a curated record
AUGACAUUUGGAAAUAUGAGCGAAGUGUGCGAGCAUGCCACAGUUCCUUUAUGUAACUUGAUUUCUUCGGGUGACGAUCUUUUUAAGACAGGGGUGGUUCCUAAAUGUUAUGCCAGAAGUAUUUAUGUUGCCAAUACGGUUAUUUUCCAAGUGGGUACGACCAUCAUAAAUAUCGGGGCUUUGAUUCUUAUCGUCUUGAUUCUUUUCAAUAUCAGAAGUAAGUUCACGGCCAUAGGGAGAGCUGAGAUGAUGUUCUUGUACUCAUCUUUGUUAGUAUUAACUGUUUUCUCAAUUGUCAAUGAUUGUGGGGUUUCUCCGCCAGGCUCCCGUACCUAUGGCUUUUUAGUUGCAGUUCAGAAUGGUCUUUCCUCGGUAUGCUCAUGGGCUCUAAUGGUAUGUGGCUUUUUGGGUUUCGAACUUUGGGAAGAUGGAAAGAAGAGAUCAAUGAUGAUGUUAUAUGUCUCAAGUCUUGGAAUAUUUGCGUUAACAUUUAUUUUGUCUGUGUUUGCUUUCCGUAACUUAGACUCAUCCGUUAGUGUUGGUAGGGAUACUGCCCUUUUUGUGGUGUUGUACCUCCUCAACGCUAUAUUUGUAGCAAUUUAUUUUGUUUCACAAGCGAUUUUGUGCCUAGGAAUUUUGAAGAAUGUUUGGGCAUUUGGGGUCAUCGCUCUCAGUUCAUUCUUCUUUGUUUUUGCCCAAAUUUUGACUUACCUGUUGUCUAAAGUGAUUUGUGAAGGAUGCAACCAUUAUUUAGACGGCUUAUUCUUCGGUACUUUAUCCAACACUCUCGCAAUUAUGAUGAUCUAUAAGUACUGGGAUAUUAUUACGGCAGAAGAUUUGGAAUUUAGUGUUAGCAAUGGUGAAUCUUUUACCCAAAUGUUCGGUUCAUAUGAUGAUAAGAAGAGUGAUUUGAAUUACAGUGACAGUAGAUCAAAUCUUAAUUAUCCACUCUAA